Trypanosoma conorhini is the source of this 1857-nucleotide messenger RNA. Its product is annotated as putative DEAD box RNA helicase. Gene Ontology annotation, molecular function: ATP binding; nucleic acid binding; RNA helicase activity. Gene Ontology annotation, biological process: maturation of LSU-rRNA from tricistronic rRNA transcript (SSU-rRNA, 5.8S rRNA, LSU-rRNA). NCBI's taxonomy places the organism in Eukaryota, Euglenozoa, Kinetoplastea, Trypanosomatida, Trypanosomatidae. The transcript has a single exon. Gene Ontology annotation, cellular component: nucleolus. Bases 1 to 1857 code for a protein of 618 amino acids. The record is from RefSeq and is a predicted model, not a curated record.
AUGUCUGAGCAGCGCGGCGCUGAGGCGGCGCAGACCACCAUAAAAAAACGUGUGCGGCACCACCGUCCGAAGAGAAAAGGAGACGCCGCCGUGGACGCGGCGGACGACGUCCAUUCGACGUUGGAGGCAGACCUCCCCACAUCGUCGAGGGGACAACCUCUUGGCGUUCCCGCCUCCGCCGCGGCAGCACGAGAAGAAGUCGCGGAGCCGCGCAUGAAAAGACCCCGCACGGAAGCACCGCCCGAACUGGAAGAGGUGAAGGCCGCGGCUGAGGGAAAUGAAGAUGCACCGGCAAAACAGGAAGGUGCUACAUUGCCGGAUGGGGCAACGAAGACUCCGAGGCAGCGGGAGAAGGUUUCCUGUGUCUCCGACUACAAGGCGCUGAAGUUAAAUCCGCACAUCGUCGCCGCCCUCGAGAACGACUUCAAGUUUGGGGAGUUAACAGGCAUCCAGGGCCGGUGUGUCCCCGCCGCCCUCAGCGGGCGGGACCUGCUCGCUGAGGCAAAAACCGGAUCUGGAAAGACGCUUGCCUUCCUUAUUCCAAUAGUGGAGAUCAUAUCGAGAUCCGGGUUUCGACCAAAGAAUGGCACAGCCGCCGUGAUCAUUGGCCCCACGCGUGAACUCUGCCUGCAGAUUGAGGGCGUGUUGCUGAAGCUACUGAAGCACUUCAACGGAUCAAUCACGUUUCUCUGCUGCAUUGGGGGCCAAAGCAGGAAUCAAGAGGCCUUUAAACUUGUGAGUGGGAUGAUGAUCGUGAUUGCCUCUCCCGGACGCCUCUUAGACCAUCUGAAGCUUACCACCGACUGGCUCACGAAGAAUCUCCUCGUUUUAGCUGUUGACGAGGCGGAUCGUGUCUUGGAUAAUGGGUUUGAGGAAGAUAUGCGUGAGAUUGUCUCCUUGCUGCCCAAGCAGCGUCAGACGUUUUUGUUUUCCGCCACACAGACAACGCGGGUGGAGCAGCUUGCCCGUAUAUCCUUUUACCGGCCUCCGCUCUUAAUUUCAAUGAAGCGGCGUGAGGAAAAGGCAACUGUCGACACACUGGAGCAGGGAUAUGUCAUGUGUCCGUCGGAACAGCGACUGCUGGUUUUGUAUCACUUUGUGAAGCGUAAUUUAAAAAAGAAGAUGAUUGUUUUCUUUAGUAGCCGAAACUCCGUUAGCUUUCACUGUGAGUUGUUUAAUUACAUCGAUGUUCCAUGUGUGGCUUUCCAUGGAAAGCAGAAACAGCAUCAACGCUCUGCGACGUACAUGCAAUUUUGUAAUGCGCCUAGUGGCGUGCUCUUUACAACAGAUGUGGCUGCCCGUGGGUUGGACAUUCCCCACGUGGAUUGGAUCGUGCAGUUCGACCCCCCGGAUGAUCCCGUGAAGUACGUGCAUCGCGUGGGCCGCACCGCCCGCGCCGGACGCUGCGGAAAUGCCCUUAUGUUUCUCCUUCCUCAGGAGAAGUUGUUCCUAAAAUACCUCUACGACGACGCCCACGUCAUGGUAAGCGAGUUCACCUUUGACCUCAGUAAGGUGAAGCAGGGGGUAAGUGAGCAGCUGGAGCAGCUGGUGAGCACCAACUACUACCUCCGCACCUCCGCCCGCCAGGCCUACGAGGGGUACCUCCUCAGCUACAGCAGCUCGCAGCUCAAGAAUGUGUUUGACAUCCACAGCCUCGACUUGGCUGCCGUGGCGAAGGGGUUUGCGUUGAGCGAGCCUCCGCCGCUCAAUUUGGACCUCUCGCAGUCCGCGGCGCACAUGAACAAGAAGUCACGCCGUGAGUUUCGCCAAAUGAAGGAGUCCAAAAGUAAGCCGCGUCGGCUAGCAAACGAACAGACCCUAAAGAAGCGCGGGUCAAACAUUAGUGGGGAGUGGUGA